This is a messenger RNA of Porites lobata, 20687 nucleotides long. NCBI's taxonomy places the organism in Eukaryota, Metazoa, Cnidaria, Anthozoa, Scleractinia, Poritidae. The record is from the annotation of a GenBank genome assembly.
GAACGACGACCGAGAGAAGCUGGGCCUUGUUGUACCCAGCACUCCAUCCGUUUUCAAAAUGGCGGGUUUUUAGCAAUACGGAAACCGUUCCUUUCCUUUUUUGCUUUAAUUUUUGAUUUUGUUGUCUGUAAUGGAAUUCCAGCCCGUAUAAAGUUUCCAAAGAGGAUGGAGGGAUCUGAACUUCGUCAAAUACGCGUUGUAAACAACGACAUUUCUUUUGGAAAAACCCAGCAAGAUGAAGAGACGGUACACAAAACUAAUUAAAGCUUGUCAAAUUUGCUUUCAAAUGUGUCAGGCUUAAAAUUGUAAACACCUUUCGUGCUUUUGAGCACCAGUACUAGUGUCUUUCGAGAUCAAACUUCAAAAAAUAUUUUGCAGUUAAUUUAAAAACUGUUGCACUGGUUACCUGCGGGUUUAAUAAUAGGUUUAAUGCUCAGUGGAUCGAUGACUUCUUGCUUUUUUGUUUGUUUUUUUUUUAGCAUUUUGUGUUCGAUGUUUUUAUAUGAAGUGUGUGUUGUUAGCCAUGGGGUGGUUUUGUAACUGUACUUGUGUUAAGUUGGGGAGAGUGGGUUUUGCAUUAUGAGUAAGGUGAAAUGUACGUACUGUUGCUGUGGUUAAUUUUUUUUACCUUGAUGCAAAUGUUUCUUCCUUUGUAUUUAGGUAUGGUUAUGUACAUUGUACAGAAUAACGUGUAAUUUAAAAUACGCAAUAAUCAAUAAAAUAGAAACACAUGAUAGAGUUAUGUAUUGGUGGCUUUCAUGCAAUCCCGGGAGACACAAAUAACAACGGUGAAAUGAACAAAUGCUGGUGGACAAACAAAGCGAGCUAAUGAGCGAUCUUUUGUUUACCGUCCACCAGCAUGGCGGCGAUGACGUAAUGCGAAAACCACCUAUGGUAACUUUGAUCUGUUUACUAAAUUAUUUGCUGAAGUUCCUUAUUUUUGUUUUAUUGUCAACAGCUGCAGUUACAUGACUUGCACUAUACAGGGGAUUCUACCUUCCUUCCAGGACCCUUUCAGCACAACAAAAAAUUUGCCUGUGUUUUUCUUCCGUGUGCUGUGCCACUGUUUUACAUUGGAGGAGAAUUGUAUGUAUAUUUAUCUAGAUAUUUUGACAGUAGUACUAAGUCCCAAGGAGGGGGGGUGGGGGGUUAAGCCCCAUAAGCUUUAUAUUAAAAAUAUCUUCUUAGCACAUUAGUUUAUAAGAUAGGUUUUAAAAUGUUAUUCUUGUUGUUUACAGGUUGUUUGGAUCAGCAGUUUUUUGUCUUCUGAUAACAUAUCUUGUAGACAACACCUCGAAGAGUAAACAAAGGUACAUGAUAUAUAAGAACAGCAGAACUUUUUUUUGGUUAUAUUCACUUGUCUUACAAGGCACAUUAUGCUUGAAAAAACCAAUUAGACUAGAGUAGCAUGCAAGUACACUAAUAAUACUUAUUAUUAUUAUUAACUAACGAGUUGCUUAAUUGUGUCAUAAUGAUUUUUAGAGUAAACAAAGAUUCAAUUCCAAGGAUAGAAAAACUUACCCUUAUUAUACACAAGCUUUCGAUUUGAUCGCAGAAUAAUGAUUCAUGCUAAUAAUCAUUCACUAAUAAAUUAAAUAUUAAAAUCAAAUUUGUUUUUGUAUUUUAAUGUACGUUUAAAAUUGGCCUUGUUUUUAAAAAGCCAACUGUAGUUGUCUCCUGCCAAUUGGAGUUUUUAUCCUGUUAUGUUAUAUUAAUAUUUUGUAUCUCCUGUUUCAAACUAUUUAAGUGAAGAGCCUGAAGACAAAGCUCUUUUUUUUACAUUUCAAACAAAGCCAUAGCCCUGUUUACUUUAAGCUCAAUUUUCACUGUCUAUUGUAAUUGAGGUAAAAAAAAAUUCAUGAAAAUUUAUAAUGAAUUAUAUUGCCUUUUUAUUUUCAGUUCUUUGGUUGCCUAUGUUCUUUCAGUGCUAAUUUUCCAGUUAACAUCUGUGUAUUGUCUUGUUCCAUUUCUUUGGUAAGUUUGAUAGCCACUUGUACAGGUUGCCAGUAUUUAGUCUUGCGUGCAUGCAAAAAGUUUUUACAGAAUGAUUCAUGUAAAAAUUGUUUGUGUUACAAAAAAUGAAAUAAAAAAAUCAGAAAUUAUUAAAUAUUAUUUUCUCUUGUUUGUCUCAGGAAAUCGGUGUUUAAUCUGGGUCUCAUAUUUAUUUACAAUGUAUUCAUUGUGCUGUCAGGUAAGAUUGCACUUUCUGUUUCAUGAACUAUUGCAGAUUUAUUUAUUUUGAAGUAAUUACACUGUACUUAUACACUUUCUUUAUAACCACGACAUAAUAUUGCUUUUAGUUGAACAUUAAGAAGUCUAAUCAUAGAGGGGUAUGACUGCUUAAUUUUUAAAGACUACAGCCACAUUAUGCUGUCUUGUAGGUGGGGUUGGUCUUCUUCAGUUCAAGCAAUUACAGACUGAAGAGCCUGAAUUUGUUAAGGUAUAAGAGCCAAUUCUUUUGGAGUAUGUAAUGUGAAGUAUGGAGUAUUCAUAUGUAUCAUGUGGCACAAAAUUUUUGCGGGUUCUAAUUUUUGUGAUUUUUUCAGCAAUCCGCAAAAAUAAGUUCCUGCAAACAUUUUUCCCACAAAAAUUUAGUCCAGAGUAAAUAUUCUCUAACUUAAAUUCGCUACACAAAAAUACAGUACUAAGAGAUUGUGUUUGUUCAAUUACAACUUUUACUUGCCUCUUUCAUUCAGAAACAAGACAGUUUACAAUGAAUGACUGGUUUUACAUAGGGUACGCAUGCCGUAGUUCUAUUUCGGUUGCACAUACUCAACAAAAAUGAAAAUACUAUCAAUGCUGAGUACUGGGUACUUUCUGAAAAUCGCAAAAAUUAAUUCCCAUCGAGAAAAACCUAUCUGUCCUAAUUGCAAAAGUUAGUUCCCGCAAAACAAAAAAUCGCCAAUCCACAAAAAUAAACUUCCGCAAAAAUUUCAUGGCAGACGGUAUAGGCAGACACCCAUAGGACACCUCUGCUGGUGUCUGCCUAAUAGAGGUGUCUGCUAGACACUAAGUUUAUUUUACUCAAAAUGUGGGAGGUGCCACAUAUGAAAUUAAGCUAUUUGUCCACUAAAUACAGGGUGUCUGCUUAAUACUGGUUUUGCUGUAAAAAAGUAUAAAUCAAUUUGUCCGUGAGAGUCAAGGUUUUAAUUUUCUAGAUCCAUAUUGCAAAACCCAAAAAGAACGUAUUCUACAGAAGCAAGGUCAAACUAUUAUUGUUCUCUCAAGACAUUUUGACAUCAUGUCGUAUUUUUCACAUCGCCAACAGUUCCCUGGUGACGUAACAGUUGACUGAUCAACACUGUCAAAGUCUUAUUUACAUGUACAUUGUUAUUUUCUUUUCAUUCAGAACGUGGAAUAUGUCCUGUAUAUUAGUUAUCCAAUCGUUGGCCAGUUGACCUUGACUGCAGUGGCGGGAAAUGUUUUCAGCUGGGCUGUGUCUCCUUUCUUUUGUAUUUUAUUUGGGUAUGUACCAGUCUAAAUUAUACAUAAAACAAAGUAUAAUUAUCGCAUAUAGCACUGUUUAGAUGAACGGGAAGGAAUUUUUAUCUGAAGUGAUUUUAAAGUACUUGUAAAAGCAAAGAAAAUUAAAGGUCAAGCUAGUUGGAAACUUUUUGGAUUCACCAAAACGUAUUUGAAUCACAACCUACAUUCAAUAAUAUGCAUUUUUUUAUAUUUCAGAUUUCUUUUUCUACAAAUCUUUUAUCCACGAAGUAAAUCAUCCUUUUCCUACCAGAGAUUUGUUCAUAGAGUAGGGGAAGAAAGACCUCCUGAAAGUAAGUAUAAUUUAAAUCUAAAACUAAAUGUCUGAUCUGCAAAGGGCAGUACAGCCCAUCUUCACCAGCUGUGCUCGUGCUAUAUGUGCUAAAAACAGUGCAGCGAAUUUGUGCUGGUGAUAUAAAAUAAAAAAUGUUCAAAUGCUCAAUGGGGCCUGACCUGGGCCCUCAAGGCAAGCUUGAAGGCCUCUGUGUUGGCAGCUUCAAUAACUGAGUAAUUAAAUUUGCACAUAUCACAUGCUUAUGUCAUUGUUCUCUAACAUCCUGAAUACACUCUAAAGAGCCUCAGAGGUUACUAAUAAGAAGAAUGUCUAAAGGUAUUCACCGUCCCUUUAAGGAAUCAAUUAAUAUCAUCGUCUUAAUUACCUUGGUCCCAUCUUCACAACUCUGCAGAUAAAAGUAAAUAAUAAUGUUCCUCUUAAUGACGUAGAUUUUUACUUUAUUUGCUUUUAGGUUUUAUUCUCAGCAGUCUUGAAAAGACACUGUUACUUUUCAUCCUAAUCUCUGUGCCUGGCUCUAUGUUUAUUGUUAUCAAUUUUUUGGAUCUCAUUCAUUUUAUUACUUGGGUAGGUACUUUGUAUGCAUAGUUUACUGGUAGUGUUAGAGUUUUAACUGCUUUUCACUGCUGCUAGAAAUCAUUUACUCUUGAAUUGGGCCUUUUAAUAAGCCUUUGAAAACAGCCAACAUUUUGUGAUGCCACCAGUGGUUGCCCGUAAGUGACGUCUGGGGAAUAAAUGUACAACUUCCUUACUGAUGAUACAUCACUACUGAGGUCUAGGUAUAAGUGCUUCUUACUGGAUGAAGCAAGUUUUCAACAGUUGAAAACUUGCUAAUUAGUAUAAUUAUUAUACUAAUCAGAGGCACUACCCAGAUCUGAGUCAUGAUGCGCCAUCAGUAUGGAAUUUCUUUUGCUGGUUCUUCAGUACUGUUACAUUUUGUGGGAAAAGUAGUGGUGAGGUUGCAAAAUGUCGGCUGUUUAAUCAGGCUACCAUAAUUUUAAUAAUUGUUAAGACUCAAUAGUUCAACAGUUAUUUGAUGUCUUAACAGGUGAAACUUCUGUUAUGUGGCAUUCUUCCUGUCUUUCUUUGUACAUGUCUGGACAUCAGAGAAGAGAUGGAAUUCUUAGGUGACUUCAAUAUUAUUAGUCUCCUGUGUAACCGUCUUUGUGUUUUAUGUUGUGCAAAACUGCAGCUCUUCUUGCUUGACACAGAGAAUUGUUGGGUUACAAGGUGACCACAUCUUUAUUGCGGACUGAGCGAACAGUGUAUAGAUGAAGGUCCCUUAAGGUUGUUUUUAUGUACAGCUAACUAAAUGUAAAUAAAAUUACCAUAUUUUACUUUUUCUUUUUUGAUUAAGGCAUUGAAGAAUGUUGAUCAAAAUUCUACACACACUUUUCAAACAGUUAUGAUUUGAUAUUUUUUACUUUUACUUUCCCCAGAAUUUUCCAAAGAUAAUGUAGCUAAAGUAAAAUUAGGAUGUGGCCUGGGGAGUAUGGUAAGAAACAGUCUGUUUGGCUUUUUUAAUGUACAAACAUACUGCAUUCAAGUUGAAAACUGAAGUUGCAUUAUUUUAAAUGGAACUUUUGAAUAUCUCAGUCUGUUAAACUCACACAGUUUAAACUUGUACCAGUAAUCUGUAUAUUCUCUUUUUGCCUCAUAGAGCGGUUUUCACUUGACUGUCGAAAGGGAUUGGUUUUGGUUUUGGUUUUGGUUUUACUACGCCCUUUGGUUGGCUAGUGUAUUUACUUUGGUUUUGGUUUUACGACAGUCAAGUGAAAACCGCUCUAUAUGUGUACAUGUACAUAAACAAUAUAUGUAUAGACAUUGUGUAGUAUUUCACCAACUAUUCAGUACUGUGUUUUUCCUUCAUCCUAAGGGCAUAAAAUGUUUUUAUAAAUUCAUCACUGCAGCAAUAUACCUCUCACUCAAGUACUUGUUUUUAUCUGUUUCAUAACUAUAUCAGAUCCUGUUGAGUGUCAUAUUAAUGUUGUCUGGCUCUGUUGGUGUGCAAACAUUCCCACUUAUGAUCGGGAACAUGAUUUGUGGGGUACUUAUUUGGAUCAUAAAUAGUCGAGACAAGUGGAAGGUAUGCUCUCCUUUCUGGUACUUUUCAAAACUCUUUUGGUUGCAUCAUAGGUCAGUAAGGGAAAACAGACUUUUAGUAUUAUUGCCUUCAGUGUACCAUUCUUUUCUGAGAGAGGCAAGUGUUUGACCUGAGAAAUACAUGUAGCUUCAGAUCAUAAAAUAUUAUACUCAAAGUAUCUUGAGGCCUGUUUAUUCGUAUAUGACUAUGUUUGUUCAUAAUUUUCACUUCAUGGUCCUUAACGUUUCCAUGAAAAUACUCUUCACUGUUGAAGUGACCCAGCUUAUAAUCAAAUGCUUUUUAGUAUGAAUUUAUUGCAUUUUUUGUAACAAAAAAUCUGGCAAUGGCUACAUUUCCUGACACAUGACCUUCUGUAAAUCAUUAUUGCAGGUUUACCAGUUUAUGCCGUAUGUAGGGCUCAUUAUUCUGACCUGCCUUGGACUGUUUACAAUGCCAUGGUCACUUUUGUAUCCUUAAUGACCUGCAUGAUUAAAAUCUUUGAUAGCAGAUAAUAAAUUAGACAAAAUUCAAUUGAAUGUUAGAGUUGUUAGUAUUUUGCUGAGGGACCCAUAUACUUUUAAAAAGUGAUGCCUUGGCCUGAAAAGUCAGAGGCUUGUAUAUGUUUUAUGUUUUGUGACUUUUGUGUUAAAUUUUCUCACAAGCAAACUAUUUCCCCUCAUUCUUAAGAGGAGUCCUCCUGCUGUCAGCUGAGGUGAUCCAUUAGUUUUUACAGUGAAUAACCUUUGGUUUUUGUUGUUGUUGUUUGUAUAGGAUCUUUUUUCACUGUUUUUUUUUUUUUUGCCCUUUUUUUUUUUAUGGGUGCCUGUUUUAACGUGCCUAUUUUCAAUUUUCCAAAAUCAAAAACAACGACUCACAACAAGAUAGUUUUUCAAGUCUCUCUAUUGAUCAGGAAAUCAGCCUAUAGUUGGGCUGCCUGUGUAAAGUGAGAAGUGGAGUGUCCAAUAUUAUGUCUUUAUUUCAGGGCUGUCACUAAGAUUUCAAGUUAUGAUGGGUAAACAGCUAGGGAAUUCCUUUGGUUCUAUUAUCCUAUGAAAGUAGCCAGUGGCCUGUUCUCAGUCGCCGGGAGAAAUUCCUGGCCCCUGCCUCUUAUUGACAGUCCUGUUAUUUUAAAUCCUCAGUGCUACCUAUGAUUAAAGGCCCUUGACAUAUACAUCAGUCAUCCAUUCCAUUUCUUCUCUCUACCGUUGUGGGGAGUAAACUUGCUUCUUUGCUUUGUUAGUUGUCUUUCAGUGGUAUGUGUUUUUGUUGCUUCUGCUGGAGCUUAUAGUGAAUGGUUAAAUCCUCUUUUGGUGAUUCACUCGUUAGGUAAGGCACUUCUCAACCUUAUCAUAAGAUUUUUUGUUGUCUUAUAUAAUUUUUAAAAAGAUAGCACCUUACUGACAGAUUACGGACAAAUCACCAACAGUUGGGUAAUAGCUAAGAAAUGCAAUAAGGGAGGAUCGAAACUCAGUAGAUGACUGACCGUUCACCCAUAACAGGCCAGAGGCCCGAUUUUAGUGCGCGCAGGAGGAGGCCUAAUCUCCACAGCAACCGCCGCAAAUCGGUUUCCAAUAACAGACAAGGUAAUUAGUUUUAAGCAUUCCUCCAGACACCUUUGGAGAGUGCCGGACACAUUUCCUGUCAAGGAACUUUGUACUUCUGAUUAAACGAACCAGACAUCUCAAGGAAACGCGAAAUUUGAUCAGACUAUUUGGGUAUUAUAAAUUCAUUUCACGGUCGAUUGAAAAUUUGGAAGUCGAUCUUCGCGCCUCUGGCUUCGCAAUUGAUAACUACAGUUUUCUCGCCGCAUUUGGAUUCAAAUAGGCUUGAUACGCUUUCAAUGGUUUUUCAAGUGCUUUUUAAGAAAAUAGUGCUCCGAUGGCUUAUUUAACUUCUGCCAAGAGUGGUAUGCCGUGUCAACAUUGGUGACCUUCGAGCGAAAACAGCGAGUCGGCGUAUCAAGUUUUUACUGUGGAGCCGCAAGUAGGAAUACACUCUCUGCUGGCACAUCUUUCUCCGGUUUGGAAGGAACUCAGCUUGAAAUGACCCUGACCAAAGAAAUUUUUAAAUCUUCUCUAUUUGAACGUUUGAGAAAAGCCGUCAACAAUGCACAUUUUAUAGUCGCCGGAGAAAACGGCGAGAGCUCGAGCUCUACUUCACAUCCCCUUGAGGAACAGCAACACCGAUUAUCUGAUUCAAUGGACUACCUUUUUGAUCAAACGGCGAAGGAUUCAAGUCUUUUUUUCUCUUGCUUAAGACGAUGUAAGCGUCGAUGUGCCUCCAGUGACAAAUCACUCUCCAAAAAAAGCCCGCCAAGCACUGUCGAAAUCCCGCCAAAAUCUUAUUCGCUGGAAGGAGCCCAAGACGCUGGAUUACUCCAGAUAUUCUAGCUUCCACUUCAACAUCUUCGUGUUCAAGGCGUGGGCGAUCUGUAUAAUCAACGUCACAGAUACAGUAUGGUUUCUAUAUCAGUCAUUUUAGCCUCCUUGAAAUGUCAAUCAUAAUCCAAAAAUUAUUAUUUCAGGUUACCUUUGUAUUGUUACUUGCUUUUUACUUAAUUAAUAGGCCACAUUAUAGGGCUACCCUCUCCCUCAGAGCUUACAGGCGGCGCCCCAAGAUUCUGAGGUGAAGGUAGUCUCUUUUUGAAAUGUCGGUCAUAAUCCAAACAAUUUUUGUAGGUUAUUUUUGUAGUGUCAUAGGCCAAAUUAUAGGGCUACCCUCUCCCUCAGAGCUUACAGCUGGCGCGCCCAAGAUUCAGAGGUGAAGGUAGUCUUUCUUUUAAAAUGUCGGUCAUAAUACAAAUUAUUUUUGUAGGUUGUUUUUGUACUGUCAUUUGUUUUUGAAAUAGGCCAAAUUAUGGGGCUACCCUCUCCCUCAGAGCUUACAGGCGGCGCGCCCAAGAUUCUGAGGUGAUGGUAGUCUCUCUUUUGAAAUGUCGGUCAUUAUCCAAAUUAUUAUUGUAGGUCAUCUUUGUUUUGUCAUUUGUUUUGAAAUAGGCCAAAUUAUGGGGCUACCCUCUCCCUCGGAGCUUACAGGCGGCGCGCCCAAGAUUCUGAGGUGAUGGUAGUCUCUCUUUUAAAAUGUUGGUCAUUUAUCCAAAUUAUUAUUGUAGGUUAUUAUUGUAGUGUCAUUUGGUUUUGAAAUAGGCCAAAUUAUGGGGCUACCCUCUCCCUCGGAGCUUACAGGCGGCGCGCCCAAGAUUCUGAGGUGAUGGUAGUCUCUCUUUUGAAAUGUCGGUCAUUAUCCAAAUUAUUAUUGUAGGUUAUUAUUGUAGGUCAUCUUUGUUUUGUCAUUUGUUUUGAAAUAGGCCAAAUUAUGGGGCUACCCUCUCCCUCGGAGCUUACAGGCGGCGCGCCCAAGAUUCUGAGGUGAUGGUAGUCUCUCUUUUAAAAUGUUGGUCAUUUAUCCAAAUUAUUAUUGUAGGUUAUUUUUGUAGUGUCAUUUGUUUUUGAAAUAGGCCAAAUUAUGGGGCUACCCUCUCCCUCAGAGCUUACAGGCGGCGCGCCCAAGAUUCUGAGGUGAUGGUAGUCUCUCUUUUGAAAUGUCGGUCAUUAUUCAAAUUAUUAUUUUAGUUCUUCUUUGUAGUGUCAUUUGUUUUGAAAUAGGCCAAAAUAUGGGGCUACCCUCUCCCUCGGAGCUUACAGGCGGCGCGCCCAAGUUUCUGAGGUGAUGGUAGUCUCUCUUUUGAAAUGUCGGUCAUUAUCCAAAUUAUUAUUGUAGGUUAUUUUUGUAGUGUCAUUUGUUUUUUAAAUAGGCCAAAUUAAUUAUGGGGCUACCCUCUCCCUCAGAGCUUACAGGCGGCGCGCCCAAGAUUCUGAGGUGAUGGUAGUCUCUCUUUUGAAAUGUCGGUCAUUAUCCAAAUUAUUAUUGUAGGUCAUCUUUGUUUUGUCAUUUGUUUUGAAAUAGGCCAAAUUAUAGGGCUACCCUCUCCCUCGGAGCUUACAGGCGGCGCGCCCAAGAUUCUGAGGUGAUGGUAGCCUCUCUUUUGAAAUGUCGGUCAUUAUCCAAAUUAUUAUUGUAGGUCAUCUUUGUUUUGUCAUUUGUUUUGAAAUAGGCCAAAUUAUGGGGCUACCCUCUCCCUUGGAGCUUACAGGCGGCGCGCCCAAGAUUCUGAGGUGAUGGUAGUCUCUCUUUUAAAAUGUUGGUCAUUUAUCCAAAUUAUUAUUGUAGGUUAUUUUUGUAGUGUCAUUUGUUUUUGAAAUAGGCCAAGUUAUGGGGCUACCCUCUCCCUCAGAGCUUACAGGCGGCGCGCCCAAGAUUCUGAGGUGAUGGUAGUCUCCCUUUUGAAAUGUCGGUCAUUAUCCAAAUUAUUAUUGUAGGUUAUUUUUGUAGUGUCAUUUGUUUUUGAAAUAGGCCAAAUUAAUUAUGGGGCUACCCUCUCCCUGAGAGCUUACAGGCGGCGCGCCCAAGAUUCUGAGGUGAUGGUAGUCUCUCUUUUGAAAUUAUAAUUGUAGGUUAUUUUUGUAGUGUCAUUUGUUUUUGAAAUAGGCCAAAUUAAGGGGCUUCCCUCUCCCUCAGAGCUUACAGGCGGCGCGCCCAAGAUUCUGAGGUGAAGGUUGUCUCUCUUUUAAACUGUCAGUCGUCAACCAUAGUAUUAUUGAAUUUUCAUUUUCCAGAGUUCAUAGUGGUACCUUCUUUAUAGUUUUACGUGAUUUGUGGCAAAGACAAGACCAGGCUAACAAAUUUAUUCUACUUUAUGCGUGGUGCGACAAUCACCGUGGCUGACUUGCCUCCAAAGUUCCUUUAUAAUUUGGACGCUUCUCAGGAGUUCCUUCACUGCUUGUAAUCCAGAAUUGGCGAUUCUCAGCAGCUUGAAGCUCUUGCUUUUCAUCAGUUGUUCCUUGGACGGCGACCUUUUCUUGUCCCGAGUACAAUAUCGAUUCUCGAUUCUCGACUCUCGAUUACCGUAUCUUGCUGGUGCAAGGUUUCGGCAACGGGACCAGUACUAAAACCAUUGCAGGAAUAUCACUGCCAAACUGCGCAACAGAAUGCACGAAAAACCUCUCCGGUAGUUGAAAAAAAAGAAAAAGAACCUGCGAUGUAAUUAGGUAACUUAUUCAUGGUGUUCAGCUUCCGGUUUAUUCAGCUUAUCGCCAGUUGUAGGCAAAGUUCACUCGCACAUUAUCGCAUUCUAACUGGGUCGAUUGUGAGGAAACUGUUAUGUCAGUCAUUGACUAAAAACCCCCGCGCGUUAAGCCUUUGUGCGACGGACGUCCCUUAGAAAUAUAAAUUGCCCACACUGAUCACCAAUUCUACUUGCAAAGUGUUGCUGAUUGAGUUCUGUAAUGUAUUCUAGAGUGUAAAUUUAGUACUAACCUCGCAGACAAGGAUGCAAUGAGACAUUUAUUUUGCGUAGUUAGGCCUGCUAUCCAUUGGGCAACCAUCCCUUUUAUUUUCUUUCGAUAGCCUGUCCAUGCACUAACCUUUGGGUACAGAAACUAGCUGCCUCUCGCUGUACCAAAACUUGAUAGUUUUGGCGUUCAAUAUUUUUAACGGAUGCUCACAAAACACCGGGACUGCAUCGUGCGCCUUUGGCGCUUUGGUAUCCUUCGAGCUUUGGUUCAUCGCGUUUUGAAAGAUGGAAAUUUUGAUAUUCCCGCGAAAAAGAAGACCGAUAAAACGCAUCUUUCAUUGACUACGGUGAAACGCCCUGAAAUGAAGGAUGUUUUGAAAGAAACGGGAAAACUGAUAAAAGUAAAUAUUUGUUUUGAUCAAGUGAAAUUAAUGAGAAAUAACCAUAAACUAGUUUUGUGUUUUUGUUUUUAAAAGCGGUUUGUCUGGUACCAGAUUUGUACAAUUACUUUGAAUCAAACAUGGAUCGGGUUUUGUUAAUUAUGACAGAAUGUAAUUAAAAAGCAUUAUGUUGACAGCUACAAGGCACAUGCUUGCCUUAAGCUGCGAGUAUCCCGCCAUGUUUUAAACAAAGGGCCUCUGACCAAGCCGGCAUUCUAAUCCGCCACAAAUAUGUGAAGCACGCGUCUUUCAAAGUCGCCUAGUACUUAAAAUCGGCGCUCUGGCCUGUUAUGAACUUAGAAUGAAAAUGAUGUGUGUGUUGGCUGGCCAACUGUUGUUCAACUGUCAGUGAACUGUCAGUAGACAGUCAGUUGUGGCAUUGCUCUUCACAAUUAUCUCUUAAUUGCAGGUUUUGUAUUGUCUGAAAAUAUUCUUGCAACAGAGAAGCUCUAUCCGAGUUACUCUUUAUUGGGAACUAUGCUUUUUGCUGGUUACAUCUCUGAAAGGUACUGCACAUUGUAUGACUGUAAAAUACUCUGAUUGUCUUUAGGUCUGAGAACAAGUAAUUAGUAUGUGUGUUUGCAUAAAAAAUGAAAAAGAUUCUCACUCCUCUCAUGGAAGAUUGCUGUGACUUUAAGGAGCGAUUGAUUUGUAAACUGUGUCAAACAUGUAAGGGAAAGAACUGAGCUAAAUCUGGAUGAUUCAUGGGUGGGAAGGUGGGGGAAAGUUAACACCUUCAGUAGUAAAGGACACAGGGAUUCUUCCUUAAAAAGAAAACAAUUUUAUUGUUAGUAGAUGGACAUUAUAAUUGAAGACCAACCUACAUGUUUACAUAACUUUCACAAAGCUUUUACUGCUGUAAGAGAUAGGGAGAGAGACAUUCAUUUUGCAGUGGGUGUAAUUAGCAGGUGCCAAGGUGUGUCUUCAAAGGUUCUUUAGCAUAAGCCCUGUCCCCUUAUCAUAUGACAUUCAGUUACAUCUGCAUCAUUAUGUGUAAACUAAUAAAGAUAAUCGCAAGUAUGAUUGCAGUCCAGAUUAGAUGACACAAAGUUGUGUUACCCGUAUUAAUCAUAACUAUAACAAAUUUGCAUGUGCAUGUGUGCUGUGCAAUAUUACUUAAGCAUGAUGCACACUGUUCCAUGGCGCUGUCUUGUUAAUUCUGAAAACAGGGCUACUGAUAGCCAAUCAGAUUUGAGAAUUUUUUCAAGUUAUGGUCAAACCCAGUAUACAUUAUAAUAAUCAUAUUUACAGGCUUCACAGUGUUGGCAAGCUGAACUUACAGUCCAUGUUACUCUGUAUUGCAAUCCAUGGUUCCAAGGUACCCCUGUGUCUCUCAAUGGUCCUUCCCUACUCUCCAGUAGCAGCCUCUGUAUUGCUUCCCAGUCUGUUCCUGAUUUCACCUUCAGUUCUGAUGUUUCUCUUUACAUUUGCUGUGGGCAAAGUUAUUGAGGCUCCAAGAGAUAUGACUUUGAACGAGGUAAAUUUUAUCCUGUGUCACAGAGUGGUGUUUUACUGAUUGACAUGAAGCUUUAAGAUGAAGGCAGUUUUAAAAGAAUGGGAUUUAUGCUCCCCCUUUUCCACCCAAGUUCCACUCCUGUCUUCUGUGCUACUAACGAUGCCAAUGAAUUGCAUCUUUGCAGUCAACAGUCAUUGCUUGGCAUCCAUUGUACAAUUGCUGGAGUUUUUGAAAACAUUAAGAAAAAAGGCAAAGCAGAAAGGGCUUAACAAUAGUUUGGAGUAGUUUUUGUUUUGUUGUUUUGUCUUGCAAGAAAAAUGUCUCACAUUAAUACCAUAGCUGUACAGGUACCAGGGUAUAUGCAGUUUUAUUAAUUAGUGCUGCAUUGAACAGCUAGGAAAUUCUUUUUUGUUCUUUUUUCCUUUUGCUUCCUAUAUAAGAAGCAGGAGGUCAUGCUCAAAGGGAAAUCCCCAGCCCCCAGUCCUUAGUGAACAGCCCUACAUAAAUACAUAAUAUUGGAGGUAUAUUGAAUUAAUUAUUUCUUUUUCUCGUCUUGAAAUCAAUAUUUCACUGCAGUCUCUCAGGAUUUGUCGCUUCGAUAUCUGCCCAUUUUUUACAUGUUAAUUCUCGAUAUCUUGUUCUUGGGAGGAGACAAUACCCCAGUUAUUUUGAUACGUAAAAAAUGUGCAAUCUAUCACACCCUUAGAUGACAAGAAAAAAAUUGCAAGUGUCACUAUAGUGUGAAGAAGUCAAAAUAAUUAAGUGUAUCAUUUUCCUUCUUGUUUCCGCCAGGGCUUAAAGCUCUGCAUAGUUUCAGGAAUUGCUACAAUUUUUGCCUACGAUGUCUUAAUCCUCCCACUGUGGUUCAUGAUGACCCAUAGAAUUCCUUCACUUCCUGAUGUAUUUGGUAAGUUUGUUACUGUACGAAAUUGCAAGUUUAAAAACUGUAGAAUAUAAUGAUAUAAAAGGAAAGAAAUUUUGCUCUCUUUUACACCAUUAUUUUUAGAGACAUGUCUGAAAUGAAUGGUAAACCAUUAAGUUUUGUUCACUAAAAAGUACAGUUGUUUUAUCCUUAAAGUUACCUUUCUAAACUGAACAGCCAAAUAAGAGCCACAGUAAUUUUUUGUUUCUUCUUUCCUUCUUUUCUUCUUCUACUCUAUUUUACGCGCAUUUAAGCGAUACCUUUGUUGGUAAAAUAUUGGGGUUUUGUCCGGAAAACUGUACGCGAUACCAAAAUCUGCAGUUUACAUACCCCAAACGAGACGACGAACAUUCCUGCAGUAAUGUUUGCUCAUUAUUUUGAUUACCUAACGUGAAUGUUCUCUGAUUUUCUUUCAGCUGCAGUUCUGUUCAUCUGGGGAACUUUGUGCCUCAAACUCUCUCACGUGCACUUCUCACAUAAUCUUUUCCUCAAAAGACUCAAUGUGCUUGUCCUUUGUACCAGUGUUUUGUUGGAGAUUCUUCAACCAGACUUAAACAUUUACAGGGUGCGUGUACCAUUUUCUCUUCUUCAAUCGAAAAACCUUCUUCUUUUAAUGUCAAAAGUUGGUUUGCAAACUAACUUUUACAAGUAGAUGAUGAUCAUCCUAGGUACUUGUAAGAUGCCUUGCUGUUUCUUACAAGUACCUAAGUUGAAAAAUUAUCUUUACCAUCAACAGAAAAUUUGCUGUCAAUGGUAAAGAUGAUUUUGAAUCAACCGAUUUUUUGAGGGAGGACAGGGGAUAAGAGCCCAAGGAGUAUAGGGGGCAGGAGGGGUACGGGAGGCUCAAAAGGAAUGAGCGGGAGGUUGAAGCUCUAAGAGGGCGGGAAAGUGGGAAGCCAAGAAAAAAAGGGUGGGAGCCCUCAGUGUUUAUGGGAGUAGGGAGGUUUAGAGCACCGUGUCCCCUGUUCCCGGCCGCUUCCCUAGACUCUUAUUAGUCAAAACGAGCAAAAGGAAAAGCGGGGCUGGAGUAGCAACGCAGUUAAAAUUAUAAACCUUAGGAUGUUGCACUUUUACGUACUUGGUGAAUGCACGGAAAAAUCAAACCUAGGCAAGGACUAACUAUUAUCGUCAUCAUAGAACUAGGAGUAACCUUGUAUCAUGCCCCUGGUACAGAAAACACUGAAGAGAGGGAGUAUUUUGACUUGUAUAUUUGUUUUACUCCUUAGGUGCUGCAAGCACUGUUUGUGUAUCUGGUGUGUUUAAUCUAUCCUCCAGUGUUUACUAUUGAAAAUAUGUUGCUGUCAGAGUAAGUUUUUCUAAAUGUUGAACAAAUCCUUUUAGGUUUUCUUAUCAUUAUGAUAAAGUCAUUUGUCCUUAUUUCUUGACUUUUCUUUUCUGAUUUGUUUGUCCUCAGAUCUAUUGUUCUUUCCUGGUUUAUUCUCAUUGCACUAACAGUGUUGAUAGCAGUACUUACAAAGGUGAUUACCUUGGAACAGUUGUCUUGGUCACAGAGAGUCGUUGUUGCUUCUGUGAUUGGUGUAGUUCCUGGACUCAAAAGUUCUGCGUUGGUGAGUGUAAAAAAAUCUCAUCUUAAUCAAGCUUCUACACGACACUUCAUGUAAGCGAUUUGUUUACAUUACUCUGGUGAAAAAGUGCUUUACAGAUUUAAAGGCACAGAGAACCAAAUAUCUUCUGAUCAGUGACUCUGUUUUAGGGGUUUGUAGUGACAAGUCAUCAGUAUGGAAUUUCUGCGCUCGUUUCUCAAGGUGGGUUUCCAAAGUCGCGUAAUUUUUGCGUGCGUAAAUAAAAUAGAGACAUUAGGGAGCUUAAGCAACAACGUUUUUGAGCGACCCACGUUAACCGGAAGUGGCCUUUUUUCAUUUUUUGACGGUAGUUUCGCGCAAAUUUUCAGUCAAAUCGCCUCUAUAACAGUAAAGAAGCUAAGGAAUACAAUUUUUAUAUCAUCAAGGUAUGUUAAGAGGGAAAAUACCUCACUUCCGGUUGACGUGCGUCGCUCAAAAACGUCGCUGCUUAAGCUCCCUAUUGUAGGAAAGGCCACGCGUAUACGUAAAAGUUUAACCUAGCUCAACAUUUACGCUUACGUGUGGCCUUUCAUACAUUGCCUCUAUCUCAUUCUCGCACGUAAAAUUUACGUGCGUUCGCACGGACAAAAUUGCGUAACAGUGGAAAUCAACCGUCAGACGAAUUUCGCGGGGAAGCCAAAAGUGGCGUCGUUAAAUAUCGGCUGUAUUCUCAGGCUAUGGUAGAGAGAGGGUAUACAAGGCUAUCGUUAAAUACUCCGAGUGGAGAGUUGAUGCUUUAGUGCACUUGUGGUUUGCUUUUUCCUCAGAUGGCUCCUGUGUUGCGCCCUCCAUUGUUUUGUCUCCUAUUUGGAAUUUCAUCUGCUCUUGUCUUGUAUCUAUUGAUGUCAUCUUGGAAGCCGAUAUUUGGACAGACACUUGUAAAUUUCAGGUAUUAGUAGAAAAUGGAAUUUAUUCGUUUGUUACUUUUCCGAGUGAGCAACUCGACAAAUACAACAACAGUUGUUGUCAAGCAUUCGCCUUGUUUCCUCUAACAAAAAUCUCCUCUAAAAUUUUUUUUCCCCAGCGACAUAUAUAGUUUUUAAUAGUUAAAACGGUAGUAUAAUGGCUCCCUGCUCAUGUCCUAGAUAAGGAGCCAUACGUUUACGUCUAUUUGUAAAGCAUCCGUUUCUCAGUUUUGAAUGACAUUGAUCGCAUAUCUACGUUUAGAUCUGUGAAACGUUCUAACCGUGCAACGUCGUGGAACGCCUGGGAAAUUACGACGGCAUUGUUCCCAGUCUUGCGUGUAGACUAAACAACAUGGCGUUCGUGGUGGAAAAUACCUCUUGAAAACUCCCGAAAAUGCCAUUUCCGAGACUUUAAAUUUCAAGAUAUCCCUAGAUGCCUUGGCCCUCAAGAACUUGUGCCUUUGUUACGAGUUCCAAAGCCGCCUACUAUUCAUUAACAGCUUGCUACUUAAAAACUUUUUGACAGCCCUGCGUCUAGGCUGAGCGCGUGGGGAUCCUGUGGCUCAUGCGCGUGCUUGUCUUCCUAGUUGUCGUUAUCUUAUUUUGGGACAUUUGUUUGUUAUUAUUAUUGUUAUUAUUAUUAUCGUCAUCAUCAUCAUUAUUAUAAUUAUCUUUAACUUGCAGUACUCCCUACUUACUACUCGGAGGCUGCUUUGUUGGUUGUCUAAUGUCAGAGAUGUUAAGCGGUUCCCGCCUUCAAUCACAUAAAGGUACGUGGAAGUGGAUGUCGUGUGCUAUCAGAUUUGGUUUGAUUUCUCAUUUCUAGUGCUCAGUAUCUGAAAGCUCUACAUUGUCAUUGUGAAACCUUUGAAGCUGUUUAAAUAAGAAAGUCCCAUGAUCUUAGACUUGGAAUUUUGAACAACCUUUUUUCUCUCAAAAGUAUUCAAAUAGCCCUUGUUAGAAUUCCUAGCUUUCUUUUUUCUAAAGCGAUUGCAUUUAAAAGCGUACUUAAGGAUACUAUUAGUUAAUUGCCUUGAUUAUAACUGUUUACAAAGCCUUAAUCUAUAAGACAGUAGGGUGUGCCGUGAAAGGCUAAACUCCUCCCACUAUUUUUGUCUCCGAUUUCCUUCUUAUAAAUUUGAAUAUCUGUACUAUCUGAAUUCGCAGGACCUCACAAACCGUCACCAGUCUCCCCGAGCUUGUUAUAUCACUUGUGUAUUCACCUUGUUUUGGGACUGGGUCUUAAGAGAGGCUCCGUAACACAGCAAGAGAGCCUGGUAAUUAGCUUAGCCCAGUGAAUAUCAUUGUUAACAUUUCGAGGUUUUUGCAGUUUCCCGUUUUUUUGUUUUGUUUUUUUUUUUUUAACAUCAGUUUACAUCAAGUUAAAAUUUCUUUUUCAAAUAGUUCUUCCGGAUCAUUAUACGUUUCUGGGAAACUGCCCACCUACCCCUCCCCUAAGCCAACAUAAACACUUACUUCUCACUGAGGGCAAAAUGUUGGCUAAGGGGAGGGGUAGGUGGGCGGUUUCGCAGAAACGUGUAAUGCGUUCUUUCAAGUGGACAGUAGCAGUACGAAGAAUUUAGAAAUGUUUUUGUACUAGAAGGGUUUAUCCUUUUUUUUUUUUUUCAAAAAUAUGCUUACUGUUUAGUCUGGUUGUUUGAUAAACGAGGUCUCCAAUUCAUACGGGAUUUGUCUAGUGGCAGGGUUGCAGCUAAAGAUAGUACCCUACCCCCCAGAAAUAAGGUUAUAGGUACUUUGCAAUAGCCUUAACACACGUAUCUUGCGUUGACGCAAAACAGAAAAAUGCAUGUUUACACGUUGCACUGUACACCCUGUUAAUGUUAAGAAAUUACUUUGAUGUCCUGCAUUUAUCUGGAAGCCUUAAUCGCGUGUAAUCAUGUAUCAGAUAUCGUCUAAUCAUUUGGGGUCAAGUAAAAUAUCCAAAGGACAACGUAACUCGCAUUUUCUGUGUCUAGCUUUCUGAAGUUAUUUUUCGACUAAGCAUUUUUUUUCCUUAUUUGCGUAGGAAGAGAAGAAAGGCAAACUUCCGUCUGGUCUUACGCUUCAGAGUAGUUCGUUUUUCGCCAAUAUUUCUUUAUCCACUGCAUUUCUGUUGGCUUUGCUAUGUUCACCAUCAGACUAUUGGGAAUUGUGGGUAGGUAGUUGGCUUACGCAGUUUAAUAAUAGUGAACUUAAGCAAAGACGUUUUUGAGCGACGCACGUCAACCGGAAGUGGUUUUUUUUCAUUUUUGGACAGUGGUUUUGCCCAUUUUUUAGGACAACUUGUCUCUAUAAUAGUUAAGACACUUAGAAAUACAAAUUUGGGAGCGUCAAGGUGCUUUAAAAUGAAAAAGACCUCACUUCCGGUUGACGUGCGUCGCUCAAAAACGCCGUUGCUUAAGCUCCCUAAUCGUAUUUAAAUACUUCCCUUCACAUGGCAUGUUAAUAUUUUUAACCCCUUUAUGUUAGCGCAAGUAAGAUAUUUUUGCGUUAUGGUCUCUUUGAAGUCAAUAAUUUUUUUUCUUCAAGCAGAAGAAUUUUAAAAAAAUGUGAAGCUCUUGAUUCACCGUGUACAGUUUUGAAAUUCGCAGUCGAGUUUAUAACAGUCGGUUCUGACUUUAAUAAGUACGAAGCGAAAAAUUGCUCACUCUUGCUCACUCUGGUUUGUGCAUUUGACUUGAAACUUUAGGAGGUCUGGGCUUGACAAAUCAUUUCAGUUACAGGUGUACCUAACUUUUUUUGACAGAGUUGAAUUUACAGAGCCGUAAGAUUAGAGGGGUUAAGCAUCACGUUUACGUCAAACGUCAAACGUGAAUUUCUACCACGUGACAAAGACUCCCUGUUGCUUGUCGCCUACUGUUCAUUAUCUCUAGACAUAAAUUAGUAGUUUCACCUAAUUUUUUUUCCAUAAGAAUUUUGUGAGCUUUUUUUAUAUGCUAAUUUUGUAUUUUGAGAAAUUCUCAACUUGAAUCUGACGUUAGCUGUUUGUCGUGUACGUGAAGCUUAAACUCUCUAGUACCAGAGUAUCUCGUUAUUGAUGUAUUGCAUGUCCUUCCAUUUACCUAUCUGCUAUUAUUGUCAGUUUACCUUUGACUCUCUACUUGCGUAUUCACCUACCUUCAAGGCAGUGAUUUGAAGAACUAGAAGCGAAAAAAGCGUUCGAGAACACAAAAACCAAUCAUACUCACCCCUUCUCUUUGGAGCACAGGCCACUUACUCCCCAGGUUAAAGUCGACUGAAAAAAUUAUGGUUAAUUAUGGAUGUCAGAAAAGAACCUUAGUAACGUCGUUUUUUUUUUUCUUCUAGGUGAGCUUCGCUGUUUUUUCAUUGCUGUUUUUAAGACCCGAAGGAACUCCCUAUAUUCAAGGUGUCAAGUUGCAAUUCACUCCGGCCCUACCGGUGGCUAUGGCUUUAGCGAUUUGUAUGUUUCCUAGAACAGUAACGGAGGCGUUACCUGUGCAAUUUACUUGGCUGUCCGUUAUUGGUAAGACAAACACAACAAAAUGUUCAUAAAAAGAAACUUAAUGGGGAAGGAUUUUCAGUAAUAGGUGAACAUAAUUGGAGGCAAAAUUCAGUAAGAUCGGUUUUAUUUAUUUUCACACCUUAUCAUUGUUUUUACAUACCUUUUCUUGAUGAAACAGAAAAUGCUCGGCUCUCACUUCCAGAACAGGCCUGGAGUUACUUGAAAACUGUAAAUGUCAGUUCCUGGAGUAACUAAAAGUGCUAAAACAUGGUCACAUCUUUCGAUCAAUCACCUGCUUCAUUUGUACACUGUAGCUCGGGAAAUUGUGAUAUACAAUAAAACCUCCUUAAUUCAGGCCCCCAAAAUGACAGUUUCCCAUGUCGAUGUCCUUUUUACUAAGUUGUCGCUAUCUUAGAGUUGGCAGUUUUAUGAAGCCUGUAGUAUAGUUAUCUUGGUUUGGUUAUAUAAAGCAAUUUUCUACAAACAACAGACCCGGUCUUUCUUUCUUUCUUUUGAUCCAGGUUAUGUUUUGGAGAUAUUGGCCCUGCUUUGUUCUUUGCCGACAUAUUUAGUGUUGUUUCGAGCACUAUGGCAAGACGGCGAGAUUUCAUUAGUUGAACAGCAGUUGGUAAUGUUUACUGCCCCCAGCAACGUCGUACAGCUUAUCUACUGCAGCAGUCUAUCGGCAAGAAUCUUAGGUUUCGUAGGAAUUGCCACAGUGUAUUGGUUAUUUAAUGAUGUAAAGAUUACAAAAAAAUAAAUAGGUA